AACGACAAUGAUGAUGAUGGGAUCAUCGGUGAAUGCAUUCACUCACAUUGUGGGCGCAAGCCAUGGCUGGAGAGUACCCGAUAACGUUACAUUCUACGAUGAAUGGGCUAAGCCUAGAACCUUCGGUGUCGGAGACAAACUCGUUUUCCCGUAUCGGCCUGGGGCGAACAACAUAGUGGCGGUGAAGAAGGCGGACUACGAGGUAUGUGGUGAGGAGAAUGUGAUAAACAUGUACUAUCUAGGGCCGACCAUCCUGAACCUGACCGAGGCGGGGGACUACUACUACUUCGAUGGAAUUGGGAAGCAUUGUGAGGCUGGGCAGAAGCUGCACGUCCAAGUGGGUUCGAAGGAUGGCACUUCUGGUGCGGACCCAUUGCCGUUUAACCUUGAAACUUUUGGGAUUCACACGAGUUUGGAUCCGAGCCAAAACGUAGCCCCGGCUGCAGCCCCAACCGCGGCCACCAAAGCAUCCCAUGCCAAUGCCAAUGCCUUGCUUGUUCCUACGGGAUUGGCCGCCAUUGCCAUGUUUUUCUCCACCUUACUUUGA
Cucurbita pepo subsp. pepo (vegetable marrow) is the source of this 547-nucleotide messenger RNA. RefSeq names its product stellacyanin-like. Gene Ontology annotation, molecular function: electron transfer activity. NCBI's taxonomy places the organism in Eukaryota, Viridiplantae, Streptophyta, Magnoliopsida, Cucurbitales, Cucurbitaceae. Gene Ontology annotation, cellular component: plasma membrane. The record is from RefSeq and is a predicted model, not a curated record.